AUGGCACCAGCGGCCUCGUCUCCCUCUGCAUCUCACUUCAAUGAACCCUUUAUAUCGGCACUCGAUGCUGCUGCGCCCAGCAAUGCAAGUGACGAUCCAAGUUACUAUGCCCGGUAUCCCCGGUCGCUCAUCACUACCUCGAAUAUCGACACAUUCAUGACCGGGACCGGAUCAUCCAUAUAUGAAUCUCUUGCUCCCCUUCUCGAGGCAGCCGACCACGAGCUCAUUCUCGUAACCUGUUUCUGGUCCCGAUCAUCCAGCUUGGACACUCUCAACAGCGUGCUAAGAAAACUAUCAACCAAAGCCGUUAUACGAGGAACGCAUAAGAUCAGAGUCCGACUUUGUUUUUCCUCUAGCUCCAUAUUUCAGAAGCUCUUCCACCACCAAGGCGUCACAGGCCAAACGUACCCACCGUCAACAUGGGUAAAGAAGCUCGGCCUCCCGGACCCAUCAGAACUCCACGGCCUAAACCUGGAAAUCAAAUCCGUCUUCCUUCUCCCCUUCAGCGUCAUGCACCCCAAAUUCAUCAUUGUGGACCGCAAAACCGCAAUCCUGCCCAGCUGCAACAUAAGCUGGGAAGAAUGGUUCGAAGGCGCCAUCACCCUCACCGGCCCCAUCGUCACGCAAUUCCUAAAAUUCUACCGCUCAUUCUGGGAACGCAAAACAGACGACCCUUCCCCCCUUCCUCCUUCCUCCUCCUCCACCAACUCACCAGACUCCCCCCUCCCCCAACCCAAACAAACCCCAUCUCUAAAAUCCCACAUCACGCUCUCCACCCCCGAAACCCCCACAAUCUUCCUCCCAAGCCCCCACCACCGCAACCCAACCUUCUCCCCCUUCACCUCCUCAAAGAUCCUCCAAGCCCCGCAAACCCCGCUGAACCUCUUCCUCCUCACCCUCUUCUCAAAAGCCGAGCGCAAAAUCUCGAUUCAAACCCCAAACCUCACCUCCCCACCCGUCCUCUCCGCCCUUCUCCGCGCCCUCGCCCGCGGUAUCGACGUUAGAAUCCUAACAUCCAAGCGCCUCAUGAUCCUCGAGCAACUCGUCACAGCGGGUACCACCACGGCGCGCUGUGUGCGCAGACUCAUACGCCGCUACCGCACGCUAUCGUCUGAGCGCCAGGCCUUGAUCGAUGAGGAGUCCGCCAUUGCGAGUCCGCACCCUGGACGCCUGGUUGUGUCGUAUUGGACGCCGCUCGGCGGUUUAAAACCCCGCGGCGAGGAAGGGGGUGAGGCGCAGCAGUCGCAUUUUAAAAUGGUGAGUGUGGAUGAUGAGGUUGUGGUACUAGGCAGUGGUAAUCUGGACCGUGCGAGUUGGUUUACAAGUCAAGAACUUGGUGUUGCGUUUUUCGGUAAAGAAGUUGUUACGGGUAUCUUGGGGGCUGUCGAGGCCGGGACGAUGGGAAGGGCGAAAGUGCUGUUUGAUAGUGGGGCGGAGUAA
Molecule: messenger RNA, 1440 nt
Organism: Bipolaris victoriae FI3
Lineage: Eukaryota; Fungi; Ascomycota; Dothideomycetes; Pleosporales; Pleosporaceae
Exons: 1
Coding region: 1-1440 (479 amino acids)
Molecular function (GO): catalytic activity
Source: RefSeq, a predicted model, not a curated record